Messenger RNA from Oryza brachyantha (malo sina), 1324 nucleotides. RefSeq lists its product as uncharacterized. Gene Ontology annotation, molecular function: microtubule binding. Gene Ontology annotation, biological process: cell division; mitotic cell cycle; chromosome segregation. The transcript has 5 exons. Bases 168 to 626 code for a protein of 152 amino acids. The record is from RefSeq and is a predicted model, not a curated record. Gene Ontology annotation, cellular component: outer kinetochore; spindle microtubule. NCBI's taxonomy places the organism in Eukaryota, Viridiplantae, Streptophyta, Magnoliopsida, Poales, Poaceae.
CCAAAUUUGAACUCCACCGCCGCCAUCGAGGUCGCCCUUGCCAAUCUCCACAUUCGGCCGUCGCGGGGGGUCGUCUACGCCGGAUUGCCGCCUCCGUCGCCGCCGCAAGGUCGUCCGCACAGGGCUCCGGGGCUCCUCUGCUGUCGCUGGGCCGAUCUGCGCGCACGAUGGCUGCGGAUCUGAGCGGCCGGCUGCCGAGACACCACCCGGCGGUGAGCGAUCUGCUCUCGACUCUUGCCGCCGCCAACAGCACCCUCGCCGACGUGCAGCGCCGCCUCGACGUCGAGUUCCGCGCCGCCUACCCGGAUCACGCGAACCCGGCGAAGCUGGUGGCGCGGCUGAAGCGGAUCCAGGAGGAGGUGGCGGCGCUCAAGGGCCUCUGCCGUGACCUGCUCGCCCAGAAGCAGGAGCUGAUCGACACAAUGCGGACGAGCCUAGCGGCGCAGCGCCGCGCCACGCAGCGGCUGCUCGCCUCCUCCGGGCUGCCCCCCAUGUCUGACAAGGAGGAGGCUGCCUACGCCAGUCUCAACCAGAUCAUCGAUGAGUGGACGGCGCAUGUUGGGCCAGCCACAGGAGACGGGAAGGAUGUAGACACCAACCAGAUCUUCUUCUCCGCUGUCGUUUAAAGCGAAUCAAGAGUGGCCGCAACCUGAGCCAGGAUGUCUCCCGUGCUGCCGUGGCGCCGUUCAUGCCAUUGUUUUGUGUCUUGGCGAGAAUAGUUGCUUGCGAUGUAUCGUACGGUCAUAAUAUCGUGUGGUAGAUCCAUUUCUGCGUGAGGAUCACCGUUUGGAGUUUGGAGCUGGUUGCACUGGAGAUUCUAAUUCACACGAUCACGCACCAGCUGCUGCUGUGGAGAGGAUGAAUUAGAAAGUUUUCUGAACAAGUUGUAGGCUUUGGUUGAAUUGAGGUGUGCUUACUGCUUAGGAGAGUUUGUGCAGCUAUAAGCUCCCUCAUGCUCAUUUUCGUGUUAUCUUACUUCCCUCAUGCUCAACAUCUGUAGAGUCUUCAUUGCUGCAAUGAAGAUCAUCAUUCUGUAGCUGGUUGCGUUGGUGAUUCUACUUCACACACCUGAUUCUGUUGUGGGGAGAAUGGAUUACAGAGUUCUCUGCCUCUCUGAAAAUGUUGAUGGCUUUGGUUGAAUCGCAGCGUGCUUAGCGGGAGAGUUUCAGAAAGUAGAAAACGGACAUCUUGUUUCUCCAUGCUCUGUAACUACACGCUCCCAUUAUCUUGCUUUCAUUUUCAUUCUAUGAAGAAUCUGCUUUCGAAUAAUACAGAGUGAGGGAGACAUUUUGCUUAAGAAUUAAAAAUAAACUUUCCAGGCUUC